This is a messenger RNA of Setaria italica (foxtail millet), 710 nucleotides long. Its product is annotated as RPM1-interacting protein 4. Lineage: Eukaryota; Viridiplantae; Streptophyta; Magnoliopsida; Poales; Poaceae. The coding region runs from base 145 to 414 and encodes 89 amino acids. The transcript is spliced from 2 exons. The record is from RefSeq and is a predicted model, not a curated record.
GUGAACAUGUGAUCAUCAAGCAUCUGGAUUUCUGCAAAUUUUAGCCGCACAAUUUGUUUCUCAUUUACAAUGGUGAAUUUGUAAUCAGGAGAGAGUAGCAUUAGACAUUCACAUUAGCAUCAACAGCGGUACUGAUCAGCUGCCAUGGUGUUUGUGAAGGACGACACCGGCCGCACUCUACCCAAGUUCGGCGAAUGGGACGUCAACAACCCGGCGUCCGCCGACGGGUUCACGGUUAUCUUCAGCAAAGCCAGGGAUGAGAAGAAAGCCCCGACCAAAGGCCACAUCAGCAACAGGUCGGCAGACAGCAAGGACUCCAGCAGGGUCGACAACAAGGUGACCUCCUACAACUCCAGGAACAACGCAUCGAAGAAAUGGUUCUGCUGCGUCUCGCCCAGUCCCACACAAUCCUGAGCAAGCCAAGCGCUGCGCAAUGCAGGAGAGGAAGGCAAACGCUGCAGCCUGGUGUUGUUCUGUGAUGGUUAUGUGUAGCUCUGUUGCUGCCAGCCAGCGACACGGGCGCUAUGUGUAGCCGUUUCAUAUAAGAAAAUUACUCUGAUGGUGGGUAUCUGCUUAUGACGUUCUUAGAUCUGUGUAACAUCAGUUCAAGUUGAUGUCUGCUUGUAAUUUUCUUUUCUCGACCCUUUUCUAUGCUGUAACCCCUUCCUCGAUGUUAUCAGUUGAAUUACUCAUAAAAAAUGUCAUGACCA